AGAGUUGAAGUUUCGUAUAAGACAUCGUGGGGAACUAUAUGUGAUGAUAAUUGGGAUCUCCGAGAUGCAAGAGUCGUUUGUAACAUACUUGGAUUUGAUGGGGCUUUAGCCGCACCUGGUAGUGCUACCUUUGGGGCUGGAGGUGGACAAAUCUUCUUUGAUGACGUUGACUGCAAAGGGACGGAGGAUACCCUUGCUGACUGCUUCCAUCGAGGACUUGGGGUAAACAAGUGCAACCAUGGCAGAGAUGCUGGUGCUGUCUGCUUUAGAGGAGGUAUGAUAAUACAAAAUACUAUUCAGAAACAUUCAGGACAUGGAUUGUUGACAAAAUGGUGACAUCCGCAAUACAUAGUUAGUAAGUCAUGUAUGUUACUCCAAAGCAAAAUAUUAAAAUCAGUGUACUUACACCGAGAAAGGGGGGCAAACUCAUGAUUCUAUGCUCUUCAGACAUUGACUAACACCUGCUAUCAAAGUCCAGAACUGAUAACAUAUACAUUUAUUUUUCUUACACUUGCAGCGCCAUUUCUAGUUCAGCUGGUAAAUGGUUCUAACGACUUUGAAGGACGAGUAGAGGUCAUGUAUGAAGGUUCCUGGGGAACCAUCUGUGAUAAUGGGUGGGAUCUGAGAGAUGCCAGAGUCGUGUGUAAAAUGCUAAAGUUUGAUGGAGCAUUAGCUGCACCAGGCUCUGCAACAUUUGGCCAAGGCUCAGGAGACAUAGUUCUUGAUGAUGUUUCCUGUGAGAGUACACAUGACAACCUGGCAGACUGUUAUCAUCGAGGAAUUGGUGUUUCAAAUUGUCAACACGAAGAAGAUUCUGGAGUUAUUUGUUUUAAAGGAGGUACAAGAGAACCAUUCACAGUUCGUCUCAGGAAUGGAUCAAACGCGUCGGAGGGGAGGGUAGAGAUUAUGUAUAACGGUUCCUGGGGAACCAUUUGUGGUAGUAGCUGGGACCUCAACGAUGCAAGAGUUGUAUGCAGAAUGCUGGGCUUUGAUGAAGCUUCAGAAGCACCCGUUUCUGGGGAGUUUGGCCGAAGUGAAGGCGACAUUUUCCUUUCUGAUGUUCAGUGUGACGGCACAGAAAGCAGUCUGGCAGAUUGCAAUCACGCAGGCAUAUGGGUCAACAAUUGCAACUACGCCAUUGAUUCGGGUGCUAUCUGUUUCUCAGGAGGUACAUCUCUCUCAACCAUGACUUAUAUAGUACGUCUAGUUGGAGGAACUAAUGAUGCUGAAGGCAGAGUGGAAAUUCUACAUGAUGGCUCCUGGGGAACUGUGUGUGAUGAUUCUUGGGAUCUCAAGGACGCGGAGGUCGUUUGCAGAAUGUUAGGAUUUGUUGGGGCUUUGGAAGCUCCGGUUGGUGCUCACUUUGGUAAAGGAUCUGGGGCCAUCUUUCUCGAUGAAGUGCAGUGCAAUGGAACUGAAAUCGAUCUUGAACAUUGUGAUCAUGACGGCAUCGGUGUCCACAACUGUGCCCACAACGAAGAUGCCAGCGUUGAAUGUAUCCAACCAGAACCAUUCACAGUUCGUCUCAGGAAUGGAUCAAAAGCGUCGGAGGGGAGGGUAGAGAUUAUGUAUGACGGAUCCUGGGGAACCAUUUGUGGCAGUAGCUGGGACCUCAACGAUGCAAGAGUUGUAUGCAGAAUGCUGGGCUUUGAUGAAGCUUUGGAAGCACCCGUUUCUGGGGAGUUUGGCCGAAGUGAAGGCGACAUUUUCCUUUCUGAUGUUCAGUGUGACGGCACAGAAAGCAGUCUGGCAGAUUGCAAUCACGCAGGCAUAUGGGUCAACAAUUGCAACUACGCCAUUGAUUCGGGUGCUAUCUGUUUCUCAGGAGUACGUCUAGUUGGAGGAACUAAUGAUGCUGAAGGCAGAGUGGAAAUUCUACAUGAUGGCUCCUGGGGAACUGUGUGUGAUGAUUCUUGGGAUCUCAAGGAUGCGGAGGUUGUUUGCAGAAUGUUAGGAUUUGUUGGGGCUUUGGAAGCUCCUCUUGAUGCUCACUUUGGAAAAGGAUCUGGGCCCAUCUUUCUCGAUGAAGUGCAGUGCAAUGGAAGUGAAAUCGAUCUUGAACAUUGUGAUCAUGACGGCAUCGGUAUCCACAACUGUGCCCACAACGAAGAUGCAAGCGUUGAAUGUAUCCAACCAGAUCCCGCAAAUAAGAUUGCACUCGUUUACGGGUUAUGUAUCACAUUUCCGAGCUUCUUCGUAGUGGUAAUUCUAACAUAUUGUAUACGGAAGGUCAGGACCAAAAGGGCACGGCGCUUUUCAGAAAAUGAAAUUUACUUGGAUCUUCAAGACAUAGGAAUAAAUAAGGAAACAAUGGCACCAUCUACUUAUCAGGGUCUGAAUGCACCACCAAACCUUCCAGAGCGACCUCUAACGACGUUUCGUCAAAGUACAACGCGAUCGUCUGGCCAGCGGUUUCAUAACCACGAUGAGCAGAUCCUGACAGAAAAAGACAGAGAGCAUGGCAGCCACGAUUAUACAGAAAUGGGAACCACUAACAAGACUGUUUCCGCGGACAAGGACGAACAUAGCUAUGCUUAUAACAUCCAUUUUAAAAAUAGCGCUAAAGAUAACGGACCACAAGACCACAUAACGUCAAUGACCAGCACAAGAAGGCAAGAAGACGCACGUGAGCGAAUAAGUCAUGGUCAGUUGAACGGUCAAAAUAAAGCACAUGGGUAUAUGGUCAUGAACACUGUGUACAAAAAGAUUGAUGUAGGAAAAGAUGAAGAUAUUGACGGAUAUCUUCUUCCAAGUAAAACUAGCGAAACGCAACAUUUCCCGAUUCGAGCUGAGCUGGCAAAAGUAACCAUGCCCGCAGAUAGCGACAAGAUAUAG
Messenger RNA from Lytechinus variegatus (green sea urchin), 2835 nucleotides. Its product is annotated as deleted in malignant brain tumors 1 protein-like. The coding region runs from base 577 to 2835 and encodes 752 amino acids. NCBI's taxonomy places the organism in Eukaryota, Metazoa, Echinodermata, Echinoidea, Temnopleuroida, Toxopneustidae. Gene Ontology annotation, cellular component: membrane. The transcript is spliced from 6 exons. The record is from RefSeq and is a predicted model, not a curated record.